This is a messenger RNA of Panonychus citri (citrus red mite), 1764 nucleotides long. RefSeq names its product allatostatin-A-like. The coding region runs from base 492 to 1187 and encodes 231 amino acids. The record is from RefSeq and is a predicted model, not a curated record. Gene Ontology annotation, molecular function: neuropeptide hormone activity. The transcript has 2 exons. Lineage: Eukaryota; Metazoa; Arthropoda; Arachnida; Trombidiformes; Tetranychidae.
UUACCUUUCAUUAUCCAUGAGACAUUUUCAUUUGUUCAACUCAAUUCGAUAGUUAAAUAAUAUUACAUGAUAAUAAGUUGAUUGUCGAUUGACUUUAUAUUUAUGAGAUUAAUCAUCAACCUUAAUCCAAAGUGUUUAUUGUUACAACGAUUAUCGUCAAAUAAAAUUCAUUUUUAAUCUUAAAUUGUUCAAUUUUCAGAACCAUUUGAUCAACAGUUGAUUACUUUUUGAUAAGAAGUAUAUAUUUUCCUUGUUAGUCUUAAUUGUGGUGAGUUAUUUGUUUGACAAUUAGCUUACAAUCAACUGGAAUUGACAAUUAAUAACUACUUUUGUUGAUUUAAAUCAGCACAAUUAACUUAAUUGUUAAUAUUUCUAUUUUCAUUUAAGUUUUGGAUCGGAUCCACACCCGGCGAUUAGUUUGAGUCUUGUUUUAAUCUGUUAUCCCUUCUAAUCGUUGUUAUCUGUCGCUGGAUUAAGGAAAGUUAAAACCAAUGGUUUAUCCAAAGAUUAGUGAAUUUUGUAAACGAAUUACUUCAUUUUUGUUAUUGGUCAAUAUCGUUCUAAGCGUAACAUGGACACAGGGCGAGGCUUCACUCACUUCAGAAUCAUCAAAAAUCAACGAAGAUUCAAAAUCGUUAACUGGCAAUAUAAAUAAACUCUCAUCUUCGUCAGUAUCAUCGUUAUCUUCAUCUUCAGCCGAACAUCAAUUGCCGAAAAGAUCAGUUUCUAUUCCAGAAGAACCUUACACCCGAUGGAAUAUUAUCAAUCCUUCCUCUUCCUCUUCCUCUUCCUCCGAUAAUUCACCUUCCUCAUUACCCUUUUCAUCUUCACUGAACGAUGAAUAUGAAAGCGAAUUAGAUUCAUCAGAUCCAUCAUUCUCUUUGAGUCCAAGUGACCCUGAGUUCGUCAAACGAGAUGGUGCCCGUUAUGCAUUCGGCUUGGGUAAAAGAGGAGCCUCAGGGGAUACAAGGUAUUCCUUUGGGCUCGGUAAAAGAUUCACUGAUUUCUCAAGGUUUAUGGAAAACAAAAAGCGACUUCCAAGUAGAUCUCCUUAUGGAUUAGGGAAAAAGUCCCGUUACUCUUUCGGUCUUGGAAAACGCAACUUGUAUGAAUACAUUAAACGCCGAUACAAUUUCGGUAUCGGGAAAAGAGCAUCUCAACGAUACGCUUUCGGUUUGGGCAAAUGAUUAGUAAAUCACAGAUCGACGAAAGAAGUUAAAUUGACAAUUAACUGAUCCUAAUCCACCAAUUACAAAACAAUAAUAAAGACUAAACCUUUUUUUGUUGAUAAAAACAAUUAAACCAAACUAAUAAACAUCCUAAAUGCAUCAAUCCUUAAAUACAAUUAAAUUAAAUACAAACAAAAAUGAUUCCAAUGAUCAUUAUUAAUAAACGUGAACAUUGAGUGAGACCAAUUUAAAUUGUUUGGGAAUCGGUUAAUUUAACAAUGAAUCCAAUUAACUGUUGUAAAUAUCAUCACGGUUUAUGAAUCAAGUUAAUUAAAAAUGAUUAAUUGUAAUGUUUGAUAUUUAAUUUCAAUUAUUUCGUUUUAAUUUCCUAAUUGUUUUUAUUUUGUUUCUUGGAAAUAAUUUAAAUUGUUCAAAUUCAUUGACUGUUAAUUAAUUUCAUUCCAUGUUAACUCUGAAUCGUUCAUUUAAUUUGUUUAUUGAUUAAUGAUUAAAUUUGCAAAUGAUAGAUGGUUAAUUAAUAGCAAAUAUUGUUCAUCAUUAAAGUUAAUUAAUAAAUAUUGUAUUUCUCACUCUU